CACAGCACAGCCUCGUUACCUAUGCAGAUCUCCAGACAACGAGCCUGCAAGGAUGGACUUUGCCUCCCCAUUCCCCUCCUCACAGGGAUGUCUCAGCUUGUAAUCAUUAAUGAACUCUCCUGUGAUGGAAGAGUGACUGUGCAGCCCAGAUAUCACUCAGAGCUUCUUUGGGGAACCAGGAGCUGCUGAAAAUGUCGAGCAGGUAUCACAAAGCAGCGGCCGAUGGCAACGUGGACCUGUUGAAAGAGGCCACCAGGAAAGACCUCAACACUUCUGAUGAAGAUGGGAUGACUCCCACCCUUCUGGCAGCCUACCACGGGUACCUGGAAGCUCUGGAAGUCAUUUGCCGGAGGGGGGGUGACCCGGACAAGUGUGACAUCUGGGGGAACACGCCCCUGCACCACGCUGCCUGCAAUGGCCACAUCCACUGCGUCUCUUUUCUCAUCAACUUUGGUGCCAACAUCUUUGCUCUGGACAACGACCUGCGCACUCCCCUGGAGGCAGCUGCCAGCAGGGACCGCAAGGAGUGUGUCCAGAUCCUGGACAAAGCUGCCACUGAGCAGAACUUGCUGAAUCCAAAGAAGGUCACCAAACAAAAGGCACAGGCCCAGAGGAACGUCGAGAGACAAAUCAAGGAAUGUGAGAAGCGCCAGGAGAAACACCAACAUGAAAUGAACCGGAAUUACACUAAAGAAAAGGUUGGCACGGUGAAUUCUUCCAAAGGAACGCACUCCAGGGUAAAGUUGCCCGGUCUAUUUGCUUCAAAUCCUACAAGUACUUUAACCAAAAACCUGAAAGAUACCCUGAAACUCAAGGCAAAAAAGACAGCCGACAGCACAAGAAGGCAGGAAACACAAAGAAAUUACCAAGAGGAUGAUAUGGGUAGGAAAAGUGUGAUGCAUUUGUUUGAUGAGAAAGAGGAGGAUGAAUUACUGAAUGACCUUGGAGAGAGAAACCUUGCUGGUAAUGACAGUCAGCUCUCCAUUUUUCAGCGGCCAGGUCUUGGCAAGAUUGUGUUUGGAAGGAAUUUGGCUGCAGAGGUAAAUCCUGAAACUGUGUCUUCUGAGAAAGAAGAUAUAAGAGUUACAAUAGCCAGUGAGCUCUUUCAGUAUGAAAAUACUGAGAACGGCAGGGAAGAUGACGUUGAAAACAGUGCUGAUGUCCCUUGGAAUGAGGAAGAAGUUGUUUGGGAUGAUGAGGAAACAGAGAAUACGCCCCUUGAGGUAUUUCUGGCAUCACAAAUGCUGGAUGAGUUUCUUCCAGUCUUCAUGAGGGAAAAAAUUGAUUUAGAUGCCCUGAUGCUAUGUUCUGAUGAAGAUCUACAGAGCAUUCAGAUGGAGCUUGGGCCAAGAAAGAAAGUCCUGAAUGCUGUGAAUAAAAGAAAACAGGCACUCGAGAACCCUGGAAAAACUAUAGACACUUGCUUAUAAAUUAUCAUAACUGUUGUUGUAACCUCCACACUGAUUCAUUAUCUUUCCCUUUCUCCAAAGAGUGGUCAACUCUUUUCAGAAGUCUGCUAAAGCAAAAGGCAGAGAGAUUACCAAUUUCCUUAGGAAGUACAGCAGGAAUAAAAAUUUUUCUCUCUGGAUGGGUAGUUGUGAUGAAUGGGAUAUUAAGUAUAUUCUGCCAAAAAGCAUGAAUGUGAAGGUAAAAAUCAAAAAGCUUUUUCUCCCUGAACUGUUUAUGUGGAUUGGAUUUGUUUUGGUCCAGAUAAUUUCAAGUAUCAAUGAAAGCCAGGCCUGCUGCAUUCCUUAAUAAAGCCCUUCCAUUCUUCUCCAAAACCACAAUGCAAAGAGCAGUUUCAGAGCUGGAGAGCUUUGGGUUUUCUCCAUUCACUUCUUUGGGAUCAGUAAAACCACUCUUCCUAGUACUGAUGGAACGUUAGGAAAGGAAUCUGGAUCUUGAUUUUAGCUGUGGUUUAUUGACUCUAAUCACCUCUGAAUUAAUGUAAAUAAGACUAAUUUACAGCAAGUUUCAUAUAUUUGUCAGUAAAGUUUUUGCUUCUGUAUUGACAAUAAUUUAAAAAUACAUGAAGUAGCUUCCCAAGACAUGUUCAGUGUGAGUUGUAUAUUCCUUUCUUGUCUCAUUAGACUGGAUCCAAUUGCCAGUACCCAUCAUGUCCUAAAUGUCAUCAAGGCUGCAAUACUUUUAACUACAAGUAGCUGAGGUUUAAUUUUCAGAAUUUUGGAUCUAUUUUGGUAUAACCCCAGCUUGGUUCCUAUAGGCUGCAUUUUUCAUGCAAAGUCCCAGAAAUGAGGAUUUAUAUCACACCCCAUUUUCUGUGGGCUGUUGUCAGCCUUAGCCUGAGAGCUGUGUAUCACACACACAGCUCAUGAAAAUAAAAAAAGAAAAUGAGCUGUGCUGCUGUGGAAGAUCCUGCUCUUCACACUGUAUCUGCAGGCAUUCACAGCAGGGUUCUCCUGUUCUCUUGGGAAGCCAGCACUAUCAGAUACAAAUUAAUCAUUCCUGUAGAGUUUUGUGAAUCUAAUGAAGUGCUUUUAGGAGCCAUGCUCUGGCUAAGAUCACAGAUUCUAGAUGUACAUUCAUUAGCAGAACAUUUAUCUCUAAAGCUCUUUUUAUAUCUUUCCAUUAGCCAGCUAUGAGUUUUUCCUUAGGGGUAUACUGCAUUUGUGGAUGCUAAUCCUGGUUAAUGAUCUGUUUUUUCAUGUUUCUUCUUUCCAUGUAAUCUUGUGACUGUGAUUUGUAUAUUAUAAUAUCUUUUCUUCGAUGAACUUUAUACUGCAUUCUUCCCUGCUUGGAUUCCUGGACACCGCAGGUUGAUAUGUUCUUGUAUUAAGCAAUCACAUCAAAAGCCCGUUCUGUACAACUUUCCAUGGUUGCUUUUCCUACUCAUGUGCUUUGCUGUUUUCAGAUUUUAUCAACCCCUUUGUUUCCUUUAGAGUUUGGAAGCACUGGACUCAUUUCAGUUCAGUUGGAGAGUCUUUAUGUAUCACAUGUGCAAUGCUACAGCAGAAGCCAAACCCAAAUCAUAAAACCAGGCAAUCUCACACAAGCACAGCCCUGCCAAGUACAAGGUUCUCCUUCCUUAAGGAUUUAAUACUCUGCCCUGAACAGACAUUAAGAAAAUGUGCAGCAUGGGACAACUGAAAAGCUGAGUAUCACAGAGGAACAGGGAACUCCCUAUUUCUUCCAUUUACAUUCAGUGAUCACAUUUACUGAGAGAGCAGUCACUGCAAUAACAUGAAUGCUUUCUUUCUUGUCAUCAAAUAAAUCAACCACAAACCAGAAAAGAAAUGGACAACAAAAUGAGUGUCAAAGAAAAACAGCAGUAUCUAUUUAAUUUUAAUAUAAAUGCAAGUUACACAAUUUCAUGAUCCGUUAGUUUGUAAGAGAAGGAAACAUAGAAAUUGAUGCUAUUAUUUCCCCUCAGAAAAUUUAAAGGUGGCAUCCAAGCAAUUCCCAUUGUAACUGAACCAAAUCCUCUUCAUGAUAUCAGAGGUACAACACUGAAGCCAGGUUCCCAAAAUCUCCCACUGCCAAUGAAGCUGAGAACAAUGUGGGUUGUCAGAAUCAGAUCUUUGGACUGGCUCAAUUUAUUUUUUUAAAGUGCAUAGUCUGUAGAGGAGUACAUGUGAAAACAAACUGGACUUGUCUUCUUCCCAAACACUACAUCUCACUUCAAAUUUAAAAUAUGGUAUAACAGUGGCUCAGAACAGGGAUAAUACUGUCAUAAUUAUUAAUUGCAAUUUUCCAUGGUGUUGAAUAAUGGAGCAUCAUGCUUACCUCAGUUUAGCAUAGUUCUAUAUGAAUAUACCAACAAACAACAAAUUAAGUCAACACAAACUUCUGAACACCUCAGAAAUUACAGAGAAGAAACAAGACGUAAAAACAGAAGAGUAAUUUUGCUACAAUUUAAACACAGAAGCUCACAGAGAAAUUUCUGUUAUUUUUUCUGAUGGAAUAAACAGGAUCAGUGGAGUUCAGUCUGGAUCCACAUGAAACAUCUUUCAGGCCUAUCAGUGGUCUGGUACCUUUCUAUGCUACGUCCACCACUUAGUACAUUUUCCAACUAGCUUACAACUGGGAGUAUUAUUUACAUCACACCUGCACUGUACUCAUUAACCUCUCCUACACUUACAUGCACCCUCCAGGGCUUUAAUGCCAGCUGCUCCUGACCCUCGUUCCUGUUGCUCUGCUCUAUUCUACUGGCAUGUUAUAAAAUGCCCUGUCAUCCAACUCUUCCAUAGCAUGAAGAAACACUUAAUAGCCUGCAUGAAAUAAUAUGUAAAUGGAAAUUAAAUUUCACAAAGCACAACUUGUGAGCCUGAGACAGGAAUUUGUUUCCAGGGCAAUAGCUGUUUUUCAGCAGAUGCUCACUCUUUUGCAAGGCAGUUGAAUAACAGCACAAAACUGGAACUUUUCCUUAUGUCACUGGGUUCCUCUGCCAGGAAAGGAUCAUGAAAAUUCCUGCCCCAGCUAAUAUCUGUGAUAAUAGAACAAUUAGCAAUUGAAGCAUGGUACAGCCAAACUGAAAAUAUUUGCCUGUAUACUUGAAAUCAGUUCCAGCCUCCAAGAACCUUAGAAAAACAACUUAGAGGCACCAUAGAU
This is a messenger RNA of Taeniopygia guttata (zebra finch), 4569 nucleotides long. RefSeq names its product ankyrin repeat and sterile alpha motif domain containing 4B (gene ANKS4B). Lineage: Eukaryota; Metazoa; Chordata; Aves; Passeriformes; Estrildidae. The record is from RefSeq and is a predicted model, not a curated record. Gene Ontology annotation, biological process: brush border assembly. Gene Ontology annotation, molecular function: protein binding.